AUGACUUUCUCCGCCUUUGGUCUGCUCACUGUCAUUACCAGUCCCCGUCCUGUAAUUCUUCUCAAUACUGCUGAUGCAACGACUCCUAUUGCUAUCAACAAGACCGCCAGACGCUUGAAUCACGACGACCGCAAUGCUGCUCAAACGGGAGAGGCCUGCUUCCGUGAGAGCGACACGCAGGAAAUCAUUCGGACGAAUCCCAUAUUAAAGCAAAAGUUUCCAGCUCAGCAUGUAGCGAGGUUGCAUGACUGUGGGCGGGGCUUGUGGCAAGGCGGAGCCCAGAAAAGCGAGAUCCCGGCCGGCGCCUCGGCUGCUUAUUCAUACAGUAGUCGAGGCUGCUUUGAGGCACGCGGAAGGGCCGCCUGGUUUCCUUCGCCGCCGUCCUUCCGCGGAUCGUCUCGCAGUAAAGGAUCUUCACGCUUGCUGUCCUCCAGGCCCGGCCGCCCCCCCAAGAGAGCCUCCGACUUCAUGACGAUGGCGCCCAGCCCCGACGCCCUCUUCGACAUGAAGAAGCGCCACCUGGAAAAUGGCGGAUUCCACAACGGACACUUGCCCGCAGAUCUCCGGCUGGACAAGUCCCCCCUCCUGGCCAAUGGCUAUCACGCUCCGCCACACUUCAACCCUCUCCAGUACAUGGCUCACCACAUGGCUGGCCUCGGGUACCCGCCGCUGCUACCUGGGGGCAUUCCCGGGGGCAUGGCCGGGGGCGGGCCUGUGGGGCCGCAUCCCUUGUCACCCAGCGAAGCCUCUCCUCUGAAACACCCACAGAUUACUCCAGAAUCUCUUGCCAAGAUGCACGAGGAGCGCGUCGACCGCGAGCGCCUCAUGGCCCUCGAGCAGAGGCGCGGACUCACGCCCACCAGCAUGGCCGGGCCCCACCCUCUCGUACCUACCUCCACCCACGACGACCACCAGCCGCCCACGUCCCCUGUCCUCAACCUGUCUAAAGGCGCCACGCUGGAAGACGCCCACGAGGAGCGGGAGGACGAGCGGGACCAGGACCUCGCCAGCCACGACUCGGGCCGCGACCUGCACGACGAGGACCGGCGCCAUCCGCACCACGAGGAGGACCGCCUCUCCGACAUGGACGACGACGAGUCCAAGGAUGAAUCCAUGGACGUCGCUGAUGCCUGGACCAGGGCUGCCAGCACCUUAGGCCAGACACAGCUCACAUCGCCGCCAGUAUCGGCAGGGGCUCCCGUGGCCAUGGCAGGGAACGCCCCUCUCUCCUCCACAGAAGUAUUACUCAGGAACAUCCUUGGCCUCCUGCGAGUGGCCGAGGAAAACGCUCGCCACCACGAGAGACAGACGCAGUACGAGAAAGCCGAACUGAAAAUGGAAGUCUUACGGGAAAGAGAGCUAAGGGAGACCUUGGAAAAGCAACUGCAGGAAGAACAAAAAAAUCGGAUACUGAUGCAGAAGCGAUGUGCGAAGCUGAAGAAGCUGCGGCGUCGCCUGCAGGAGCGCCUUGACAUAGAGGUCAAGCGAAGAAGUCACUAUGAAGACCAUAUCCGUUCGAACUCCCCUGACGCCCUCGGGGACAUUAACGACACGAUUCGGAAGGAGAUGGAGGCGAUCGCAGCCGAGAUUCAGAACGAGAACCUGCAGCAGCAGAAGCAGCAGCAGACAGAGGAGCGGGAGGCGACCGACCGCCUUCUGGCCUCGCCCGCCCUCGCCAACCACCCUGCCAUCGCCGCGGCCACAGCCAACGCUGCAUGGCGGUAGAAGAGCAUCAUCCUCCCUCGCUGGAAUUGACCUUGCAGCGGUGGCGCGUCUGCCUCAAGUGAAAUGUGUAAAUGAAAACCAAAACUUUCUAAGCCAGUUCUCAUUUUCUUCAAGCGACCAGAUACGUAAGCAAGCGUCUCGAGGCAAACACUAGGUUCACUGGCUUUGUAUCCAAGUACAAGUAAAUACCUUUUCGAGAAUCUGUCAGCGACGAAGCACAAAUCUACCUAAGGGUACCAAGUAUCACACGAUGAAAUCCUAAGAGAUAUUGUUUUGUCUUGGGUACAUGGCAAUUCUUACUUAACCGUGUAUAUAGUCUGUUGUAGGGCAGUAGAAAAGUAAUAUUUGUAUCCAUAAGAUAAGCGUGCACUUGGCACAGGGAUCAUCAGUGCUGGCGAUGUGGUCUAUAAUAACGUGUAGAGUGAGGAGAGACUCGACCAUGCCGUCAUCAUUCUGGGACACAUCACCUCUGCUGAUGCUGUUGGUGUCGCCAGCAUCACGUCUACCUCAGCAUUGUGAGUGCUGAGUAGAAGACCAGUAAAUGACCUCGCCAGUAGAACGGUCGCCUCUACUUCGUUCAUACAACAGGUACCCUUUCCGCCCCGAAUCGCUCCCCUUUCCUAUAUGUCGAUUCUGUUCUCCAGUUUCUCCCGAGGAGUCACACGCAGGUCCUUGGAGAGUUUCCUUGGGGACAGAUGUUCUAAAUUGGGUUCCACGAGACACUCGUAAAAGCAACAGCGAGUUUGCGACGUGCCCGCGAGGUGUCCGUGUUGACGCCCGUUUAAGUAUGUCGUAAAAUCGCCAAACAGCGAACGUCUGACCCGAGAGGCCCAAGAGUACCUCCUCCGUGAGGCAGGUAACACAGCAAGGAGUGGUGGCGGCUGGCGACGCAGGGCGAGACUCCACGCCGAGGGCGCCCCAGCCGGGGGUUCCUACGCCUCCUGGCUGCCCGCUCUCUCCUUGCCGUCCGUGUCCUGUUCAGCCUGUCGAGCGCAUAAGCAUGGCUGCGGUCCAUGGGAUUCGAAACGUUACAAAUAAGAUUUUUAUAAUAUUUAAAAUGUAUUUAUUGUCUAUUUUGGAUGUAGUCUCAGGGCGUUGAUUGAGCGUCGGGCUGUUAGAGUCACACUAUAACUAUUGGGCUUGAACUUGCUCGUGGAAUUCUGAGAUGUAUCGAUUUCUAUUUAUUGAAAUAAAUGGUUCAUAUUGUGUCUGGAAGGACAAGUUAGGGUGAUUGUACCUCCUGGCCUCUCUUACUAGUUAUGUAAGCGUUCACGUGAACUAUGUAUCCAGCAUAUUGUUAGAGACAAAUGUGUACAUACCUGGCAGGACCUUCACUGUGAACUCCACUGUAUCCACGGGGGCCAGGGACCUUCUUUUGUAAUGCCUGACAUAUCAGAAACGUUCCCAGCAGGUUCAGGAAGGGGAAACAGUUCUAGCAAUGUUCAAACUAUGUGGUUAGAUUUGUUUCUAUUUUGUCACCGACUCGUCUGAUGUUGACGCUUUACGUCUGUAAGCCUGCUUAUGCCGCGGCAUAAACAGGUUCUACGAGCACUGUAUUAAAAGCUAAUUCUAAAUUUAGAAAUUUGUAAGAUUUUGUACAUAAAAUACGUAGUUAAGGGCAUUAAUCCGAUAUUAGUCAUAGGUUGCGUAGUCAUAGUAUUAUUAAGUAAAUCGCUUGGACAUCUGGCAUGAACCGUGAAAGAGUGCCAAUGACAACAUGCUUUGAUAGUACCUAUGAUAGUACAUACGUGUAGAAAUAGUACAUACUAGGCAGAUGUAUUAUUACCUAGAACUGCUGCACUCUAGAGGGACCAGACUCACGCUCCCGGGAGAGAGAGCGCGGGCGCCCGCCACGCCGGCUCGGCUCAGUCCGGAGAAAGAUACAAUUGUAUUACACUUGACUCUGUAUAAGCGACAUAUAUAUUUGUGUGUGCACACACACAUAUAUAUGUGUGUGUGUGCACACAGCUAUAUGUGUGUGCGUGUGUGUGUCAGUCUGUCCACCUUUCGACCUC
This is a messenger RNA of Penaeus vannamei (Pacific white shrimp), 3740 nucleotides long. Lineage: Eukaryota; Metazoa; Arthropoda; Malacostraca; Decapoda; Penaeidae. The record is from RefSeq and is a predicted model, not a curated record.